Molecule: messenger RNA, 3961 nt
Organism: Scatophagus argus
Lineage: Eukaryota; Metazoa; Chordata; Actinopteri; Scatophagidae
Product: SIN3-HDAC complex-associated factor-like
Exons: 6
Coding region: 172-924 (250 amino acids)
Biological process (GO): negative regulation of cell migration
Source: RefSeq, a predicted model, not a curated record
UUUGAAACGGCCAAGCGGAACUGCUUUGUGUUACUUUCGCUUGUGACGCUUCAAUAGGCAACAUUACUGAUGGUUGCAACGGCAUUGUUAACUGGUAAAUGAGAGACACUUCUAAAGACGUAUUUUUAACGACACAGGUGUGAGUCACUCAGCUUUUCACUUUGAAACGAGAUGUUUGGCUUCCAUAAGCCGAAGAUGUACCGGAGCAUAGAUGGCUGCUGCAUCUGCAGAGCCAAGUCAUCCAGCUCCCGCUUCACUGACAGCAAACGCUACGAGAUGGACUUCAAGAGCUGCUUUGGUUUGGGUGAGGUCCGCUGUGGGGACAUCUGUAACGCCUGUGUCCUCCUGGUGAAGAGAUGGAAAAAGCUUCCGGCUGGAUCCAAGAAGAACUGGAAUCACGUAGUCGAUGCAAAAGCUGGGUCGAGCAUGAAGGCCACACUGAGGACAAAGAAGAUGAAGAAGAAGCUGAGGCCGAGUCAAAUUAGCCGGGUGCAGAGUGAGCUGAAGAAAAACAACUCCGAUGCCCACAGCACAACUUCCAGUGCCUCACCAGCUCAGUCGCCCAGCUACAGCAACCAAUCAGAUGAGGGCUCGGACACAGAGCUUUCACCUGGCCCAGCCUCAUCCCAGGCCUUCUCCUUUUUGGACCUCACCUACUGGAAAAGGCAGAAGGUGUGCUGUGGGAUUGUGUACAAAGGACGCUACGGAGAAGUCAUCAUUGACCCCCACCUGUACAAGCCCUGCUGUCAGAGGAAGCCGAAACUGCACCAGCAACAGGAAGAGGGUGGGGAGAUGGAGGAGGAGGAGGAGGAGGGAGACAAAGAGCAGGCAGGGGGACAUGGGGCAGUGAGCAUGUCCCCAUGCCCCAUACCCAAACCAGAGGAGGAGAUGGAGGAGAAAGAGCAGCAAGGUGAAGCACGGUGAUAGCAGCUCAGGGUUGGUAUAGUCCUCCUCAAUGGACAGACUAACAGACACUGUCUUAUGGCGUUCAGCCAAAUGUACAGUAACACAAAUGGUCCAAACAAGCCUCACUGUACUUUUUUUCAUUUUUUACAAGCUGCUACAACCCUUCCAGACUUCGUAUAUAUAUCUCUGAUACCACUUGGACUGGAUCCUUGGACUGGUUCUAUGCUCAGUAUCUUGGUUUGCUAUGAGAUUCUGUCUUUUUGUAAAUACUUUGUUUUGCUCUCUGUCUGAAAUGCUGGAUCAUGAAUGCUGCACGGUAACCUGGAGACCUCUGGAAUUCACCCUUUACUCUAAGGAUGGAGCCAUAAAUUAGAAAACAGCCUCCUACUCUUUGCCUUUCCCUGUCUUGAUUCAACAAACUCGCUCUCAAGUGUUGCUCUGUUAGAUAUUUCUACUUUUUUCAAGAGUGAUUCAGUCUUACGUCUCUUAACAGUUAUCACUUUGCAGAGGCAAGUAAAGACCGCAAUGCCACCAACUUCUUUAAACCUGCAUGGGUUUUGGAAGCCAGUUACAAUAAUGAAUAUUCUCACACCCAUGUUGACCACAACCUGUAUGUGGUAUAAGACUGACAGACUGGUUAGACUGGGAAAUGGCACAGCAAAAGUCAUUCAUGUAUUUUCCAAAAAAAAAAAAAAAAAGUGCUGGGAUCAAAGCAGCUUUGGUGAAAUCCCAUGUAGUCAUUGAACUAACCUGUAGAAAUAAUGUUAAAUUCAUUUGUGGCACCUCCACUGUCUCAAAAAGUGUCACGCCAGUCUAUCUCAACUAUAUCUGUGCACUUUGCAGACCGGACGAACAGCCUUACCAUUUGUCCACGACGACUCUAAUUAUGGAGCUGAAUUCAAACGUCUUGAGUGCUUUUCUGGCUCAGAUGGUUUGGUGACAUGAUUGUGAGGUCACAUGGCUCGCUGGUAGCCUAUUUUACUGAUUGGUCAAUAAGGCGAACAGCGAGUCAGACGUAUUUUGAAGGAACAUCUUCCACAGCCUGUUGCACAUUAUAUACACCAUGAGCAGUGUUCAAACAGCAGUUCAAAUUUCACAUCUGUUCAAGAUACAUCCUGUAUUUGUACCAGAACUCCUGUCUCGCUGCUGUAAAUCGUGCUACGUCUCUUUUGUGGAUCAGUUCAGACCCUGGAGGACGACAGUUAAAAUUGGACAUAUUUCAUAGACACCGAUUGCAAACAUUCAAGUGAAAUGAACAGCUUUCAGUCCCAAGAUGUUGCUGUUAUUAAUUCUGUUGUGUCCACACUUCAGAGGUGUCGAUGGGUCCUCUUUUUAAAGACGGAGAAACUUAUUCUGUUGCAGGCUUGCCAGUUAUCAUGUGACGCACUCCUCACAGUCAUAAAUGCCAAUUUGAAAUAUCAGCAGUAAAACCAGAUUGGAGUAAUAUAUACAUUUUUAAAGCUAAUACUGGCUGGUACAGAAUACUAGUUGGGAGCAUGUUUACCAAAAAGCCUCGGAAGUUAAGUUGGCAAAUGAUGAAAGACGGUUAAGAAAAAAUCUUUUUGUGACAAGGGACAGAUUCAUGGUGUGAAUACAGUACUUACAAAGCACAAACAAAUAUUCAGGGAGUCGAUCAGCUCUCUGCAGCAGUCUGCAUGCAGCUCUUAUAUGAACCGUUAUAAGCUAAAUAAAGCCUCAGGAAGACUGUGGCAUCAACACAGAGUGUAACGAUACAAGGCACUUAAUACUACUGUUGUUGCCACCUUUCAGCAGCUUAUCUUGUUAUGUCGGAACACAGUUGGGAACUACUUAUAAUCUAACGAUGUUGUAAAAUAAGCCGUUUAUCCGCAGACCAGAGAAAGCUGUGAGGAUUUGCCCUUUGGUUGUUCAUAGUUUUAGUUUCCUUUUGUUUGAGUUUGAGGCCUUCAGAGGAAUGUUUAAUGUUAUGUUUGCUGUUUUGCAGAACCCACUUCACUCCGAGCUGUUGAGUAUUUUGCAUGAGCUUUCCACACCUCAUUUUUUUUUGGGGGGGGGGGUAAAUUUGCCUUGUUGAUGUGAUGUUAUACAGCUUGAAUAUAUUUUUGUAUAUAAAUUAAUAAAUGGAAACCAGCAUCUGUCUAGUUACACUUUUGAUGUCCUCCAUUUGAACCAUGUUGUGUAACUUUCAUUAAACUGCAGAAUGGAAAUUUCAGGUGAUUCAUAACCUACAGGUGUGUCCAGUGAGAUUUCAGGGAUAGCGGACACACCUUUUCUUUGGCUUCUUUAGUUUUUGUUUUAAAAUGAUUUGUUUCUGUUGUUAGUUUUUGAAGAUAGUCAGUGCUUCCAGGUGCGUGCUCUUCUCUGAAAUGUAGUAUCUCCUACCAAAAGGUGACAUUUCAGUUUCAGGUAUGCCAGAAAACACGUGCUCACUGCCAGUAACUGCAUAGCUUUCAUUGGACUGUAAAUGCUGCUUUCCAGUUGUUUAGUUGUCGAGGAGUAGUAUAGAAGCUGAGUCAUUUACUUCACUUAGUUAAGUGGCUUUUGUAACCAACCAGAGCUUUACUAUCGGUACUGAACCUUGUUUUUGCAUCUUACACUUUUCCUCUUUAAGUGUUGCUUCAGAUUUGUCUAUAUGUCUAUUUAUUAACUUAUCCUUAAAAUAUUUUAUUUUCACUACACUGAACUUAACCGCUCUCUGUGGACAUGAAUACAUUUCAGGAUGUCUGUACGAUGCUGCCAUGUAAACUGAAUACAGUGGAAAUGAUUGUAUUAAAACUCUACUUUUGUUCUUUAAACAUUGUAUUUAACGGUUCCAGCUUCGAGAGAUUCUUGUACUCCUGAUAUUUUGAGUAGAGAUGCAACAUGGAUGUAGAUUUUUUUUUUUGUCUUUAGUUUCAUAAGCAUGUGAUGUAGGUGUGCACUUAACCUAGGGAAGAUAUUUUAGUCGUCUCUGUCUAUAUAUUGUAUGGGUAUUUUGAAGAGAGAGAUGCACUACUGUUCAUUCCUAAAAGCAAAGUUUGUAUUUUUAUACACACUUGUAAUUUCUACUUGUUCAUUAAAUGUCAUUUGCCAUGUU